AUGGUAAGAGCUGAACUUCUGCAGCUUGUGAAACGGGCAGCUGUUACACCAAAAUAUGUAGUUGAUGAAAUUGCAAAGGAACACAAUCGUACCGUGCUGCGAUUGCCUCCAUAUCACUGCGAAUUGAAUCCAAUUGAACUGAUAUGGGCGCAAAUAAAAGGUGAAGUGGCCAGAAACAACACCACAUUUAAAAUGAAAGACCUUCAUCCACUAUUUCAACAAGCAGUGGAACAUGUUACUGCUGAAAAUUGGAAGAACGCAAUUCGCCAUGCUCAAAGUGAAGAGGAAAAAAUGUGGCAAAUUGACAUUUUAAUGGACAUCGUAGUGGAGCCAUUAGUAAUUCAUGUGGGAGAUGACUCGACAUCAACGGAGUCCGAAUCCGAGUGA
This is a messenger RNA of Photinus pyralis (common eastern firefly), 387 nucleotides long. RefSeq lists its product as uncharacterized. Gene Ontology annotation, molecular function: DNA-binding transcription factor activity; sequence-specific DNA binding. NCBI's taxonomy places the organism in Eukaryota, Metazoa, Arthropoda, Insecta, Coleoptera, Lampyridae. The transcript has a single exon. The record is from RefSeq and is a predicted model, not a curated record. Gene Ontology annotation, biological process: regulation of DNA-templated transcription. Bases 1 to 387 code for a protein of 128 amino acids.